UUUUAUAAACAAACACAGCUGUUUGUCACAUUUGGCGCCUUUAUUGAAUUUUUCGUUAACCUGCAUAAAUUUCAUUAACAUUUAUUUGAAAGCACAUAAAAUGAGUGAAUUGGACAUGGAAGUAGAUUUAGAGGAAGAUGAAGAAAAACCAUAUGUUCGGACGCUGGAAGAUGUCCAAAGUAUCAUUAAAUACGCCAAGUUGGAUGCCAAAAAUCUUACACAAGUUACACAAGCACUUUAUUAUCCUUCAGCCGCUGAAAGCGAUGAUAAUUUGAAGCUUCUUGAGUUGGACACUCACAUGCACCAACAAAUACGCCUUGGUCAAACUCUAUACUUCAAAGGGGGCAAUAAUGAGAAAAUUGUUUUAUGUACCGAGGAGAGAACAUACGACGUGAAGGGUGCUGAAAUCUCCAAUAGUCUCCUAUUGGUGCCGGACUUGAAAUUUGCUGCUGCUACCAGCACCUCCCCAUUGAAAAGUCCUCGCACUGGCGCGUCUUCGCUCGAAUCGAGUUUAAAUGAAGAUGAUGACGAUAUUUCGGUCGAUCGUGUAUUGGAACAGCGUAAAGUUUUGAAAAUUUUUCACGAAUACUUUGAAUGUCGUGAAAUUCGACCACGUUAUCGUAAGAUAUAUGAACUGUUACAGUUGACGCGUUACUCAGGACCCGAGAACGAGGAAUAUAUUGACCGGAAACUACUUUUCACAUACAAUCAACUGUUGGAUACUGUUCAAUGUAGUCGCAAGCAAUUUGACGAAGGUUUGUUGCAUUUCCGCGUAAUGGAAUUUGAUGGUCGGGUUCGAAUGCUUGAAUAUGAAUAUGAGAUGCGUAUUUUGAAUUGUAUGCUGGCAUUGUUGACUGAAAAUUCGUGGCCUUUAGAUGAAGUAGAAUAUGAUGAGACUGUAUCGGCGUUAGAAGGCAUCGCGCCUUCUGAAAUUGUAAAAGGAUUAUUUAGGAUUUACACUGUACCAACAGAGGGAAAGGAUGGUAAGUUUACAUACAAAGAGGACUUGGUUGCACGUAUCAUAGCACAAAACAUUUUACAACCGGAACUGAAAUUCCGCAAAGAUGAGUUUAUGAACACUUGGCAGGAAGCAAUGCCGGAGGGGAUGAAUUGCGAUGAAAAACAUUUACGAGCUCUGGGCAUCAUUGAUAAAGAAGGAAAUACAACUUGUAUCCGUUCGCUUGUGGAAGAGCUGCUGCCCACAAAUAUUCACGAACGAAUGCGAAUAUUAUUCAAAACUAAAACACGUUGGACGAUGGAUGAAAUGGAGCCUUACAUUGAAUGUUUUAGUACACCUACCCUUUCCGUGUCCACUUUGUUGGCCAAGCAUGCGCGCUCCCUCACGGAGAACGGUGUGCGAUAUUUUGUGUCAAAACACUGAUUUCAUCUUAAUAGUUCAUUGUAUUAUUUUAUUACAAAACACAAACAAAUAAAACAACCCAUAUUAAAUACGAAA
Anastrepha obliqua is the source of this 1456-nucleotide messenger RNA. RefSeq names its product sister chromatid cohesion protein DCC1. Gene Ontology annotation, biological process: mitotic sister chromatid cohesion; maintenance of mitotic sister chromatid cohesion. The coding region runs from base 101 to 1381 and encodes 426 amino acids. Lineage: Eukaryota; Metazoa; Arthropoda; Insecta; Diptera; Tephritidae. The record is from RefSeq and is a predicted model, not a curated record. Gene Ontology annotation, cellular component: nucleus; chromatin; chromosome, centromeric region. The transcript has 4 exons.